Priapulus caudatus is the source of this 1948-nucleotide messenger RNA. Its product is annotated as ankyrin repeat domain-containing protein 12-like. NCBI's taxonomy places the organism in Eukaryota, Metazoa, Priapulida, Priapulimorpha, Priapulimorphida, Priapulidae. Gene Ontology annotation, cellular component: nucleoplasm. The transcript is spliced from 2 exons. Bases 1 to 1260 code for a protein of 419 amino acids. The record is from RefSeq and is a predicted model, not a curated record.
AUGGCGGCGGUGCAGCAGCAGCAGCAGCAGCAGAAGCCAUACGAGAAAGCAACAUCUCCGCGACUGACGAUGAAGUUCCAGUCGAUAAAGACGCGCGAAGAGAAACCGUCGACUCCUAGCUACCAGUCUUACAGCGUUGUUGUCGGGUCGACUUGCAGCAGUGUCACGAAGGCGGAGGAGCAGGAGCGGCGUGUGACCAGGAGCAGCCAGCGGAUACAGCAAGCGGCCGCCGCCAACGCGCAAGCCGCCGCCGUCGUCGCCAUGGACAACAACAGCGCUAACGACAGCGUGUGCACGCGCUCGCAGAAGUCCGAGCAGGCGUCCGUCGCCGACGACACGGAGAGCACGGAGAACAUGCAUCCACGCAAACGCAAGAUGCGGCAGCGCGAGCGCGAGCAGCGCGAGAAGGAGGCCGCCGCCGCCCCGGCAGCGCCCCCUGUCCCCGACGCAGACGCCGACGCUGAGCCGGAGGGGGAGCCACCGCUGCAGCCGCAGGUUCACAUAUUCCACCGGCAGGAGGAGAAGCAGCCGAACUGCUACCAGCUGUACCUCAACAUCCGCAAGAAGGUCGAGCAGCGGCGCGCCGUGUUGAUGAUGACGACGGUGACGCUGAGUCUGCCGCACGGCUUCAAGGACUAUCUCAUGAACAAGUGCUCGUACAUCCUGCAGGGAAACGCCGCUAGUCGCAUCUCUGUGCCGAUGAUGACUCCGCCGCAGUCUCUCACGCCGCCCAUGCGAGAACUCUUCGUCGAACUAGAGAAGCAGCGUUACCGGCUGCGGCUGCAGCACGUGAUCGAGAAAGAGAAACUGAUGCUAGCGGUGGAGCAGGAGAUAUUGAGGGUGCACUCGCGCGCCGCGCGCGCCGUCGCGAACCAGACCAUCCCGUUCUCGCUCUGCAGCAUCCUCAAGGACGAGGAAGUGUACAACUUCUUCGAGGAGGAACACAUGAUGAAGCUGAUAUCGUCUCAGGGAGACCUUGAAGGGGACGGCAACCUGAGGAAUCGCUACAACGGCCGGCAGCUGCGGUCGUGGUUGAACAGCGUCGACGAGAAAUACGCAAAGGUCAAGGAGAACCUUCUGCUGCGGCACCACAACGAGGCGGAAUCGCUGCACGCCGUCCAGCAGAUGGAGUGGCUGUCGAAGCUACGCGACACCGGAUUGGACGACAGCAAGAACUCGUCGGACGUGACGCAGCAGGUGGACCAGCUGCACGUUCCCAUGGUGCACGUAAGCGAUGACUUUGAUCUCCUCCCAGCGUGAGCGAGCGAGUGAGAGAGAGAUAGAGGGAGAGCGGCGGUUGCAGCGCGCGCGUGAGAGAGAGAGCAGCCGCCAGCAUCAGAGUGUGACUUUGAUGAUAUCUCCUCCCCACGUGAGUGAGAGAGAGAGAGAUAGAGCAGCCACCAGCGUCAGAGUGUGACUUUGAUGAUAUCUCCUCCCCACGUGAGUGAGAGAGAGAGAGAUAGAGCACCCGCCAGCGUCAGAGUGUGACUUUGACUUGAUAUCUUCCCCGCGUGAGAGAGACCGGCGGGGUGCCACGUGCCCAAAGGGCAGAGCUGCCAACUUCAACAUGUGGCUGACUUUUAUAUCUUUGAGAAAGACAGCGCAGCGCACGCAUGAGAGAGAGACAGCGGCACGUGGGACUAGGCGCGUGCGAGCAACGGCUGCGAGCAUUGUCACUAAAUUCCUGCGCCGAGUUAGGCGGCGCAUGCGAUUCCGUGUGGCAGCGUGCGAAGUGCUUCUCGAGGAUUUUUUCGCACGAGAAGAAUUUUCCUGUCCGCGAGUGUCUGACAGUAGUAGGGUGUGAGCUACCAGCACGUGCGGGCCGCUACGACUCACCUCGCGCUGGAGUGACCGGCGUGUGCGGGCCGCUACGACUCACCUCGCGCUGGAGUGACCGGCGUGUGCGGGCCGCUACGACUCACCUCGCGCUGGAGUGACCGGCGUGUGC